GUGGAGAGAGAGGAAGAAAAAGCUGAUAGCGAGAGAAGACAUUUUAUCCGUUAGGACCGAGAGACGAUGGCAUCUUGCGUGACUCACCCUCUAUCUUUCUUUCCAGCGACAAUUCUCCACCAUCGAAUUCGUGGCUACAAACGAUGGUGGCCCACCUCUGACCUCCCUCAUCCUCCCAAAUCUUCCGUUAUCCACUUCCCUUCUUUCUCUAACUGAUAUAGAAGCAAAGGCACGAUGGCAGUGGUGGCAUGUCCAUGUCGCCUUUGCUUAUCAUCAUCUCAUCACCAUCACAUGAACCCGUUCGCCGUCCCUCUCGGCCAUGCCCUGGCCCCUCUCCAUCUCUCCCCCUUCCCCAGGGAGACUACCAAUCUCUUCGGUGCUCCCGCGCACCACCGGAAGGAGAGUGCCGCUGCCGCACUCAGGUUCGUUGCCGCCGCCGCCGCGACCCGGCUGUCCACCUUCUUCUCCUCCAAGAUUGGCCUCGACACCCAGACCUUUCAUACACAGGAUUUAUCUCAGUUGCCUUGGGUUGGUCCCAUUCCUGGGGACCUCGCUGAAGUGGAGGCCUAUUGUAGAAUUUUUAGAGCUGCAGAACAACUUCAUGUGGCUGUAAUGGAGACAUUAUGCAAUCCACUGACCGGAGAAUGUACCAUUUCUUAUGAAAUUCCAUCUGAGGAUAUGCUCGUGUUGGAGGAGAAAGUGGUAGCUGUGCUUGGCUGCAUGGUCGCUCUACUUAACAGAGAAAGGGAGGAUGUUCUUGCUGGUAGAUCUUCUCUAAUGAAUUCAUUCCAGAUCUCAGAUGUGAAUAUUCUUGAUGGUAAGCUUCCGCCACUUGCCAUUUUCAGGGGAGAGAUGAAAAGGUGCUGUGAGAGUUUGUUUGUUGCACUUGAGAAAUAUUUGACACCCUUCGAUGACCGAAGCACUAAUAUAUGGAGAAAAUUGCAGAGGCUAAGGAAUGUUUGCUAUGACGCUGGCUUCCCAUGUGGACCAGAUGACCCCUGUCAAAUGGUAUUUGCAAACUGGACUUCUGUAUGUUUAACGCCAACGAAAGAAGACAUAGGAUCCAAUGAUUGUGAAAUAGCUUUUUGGACUGGCGGGCAGGUGACGGAUGAAGGUUUGAAGUGGCUAAUGGAGAAGGGGUAUAAAACAAUUGUAGAUCUUAGAGCAGAGGCUGUCAAGGAUGAAUACUAUCAAGCGGCUGUUGAACGUGCUGUUGCAUGUGGAGAAAUUGACUUGGUGAAAUUGCCAGUUGAAGUUGGAACUGCACCUUCAAUGGAGCAGGUUGAGGCGUUUGCAGCAAUGGUAUCGGAUAUCAGUAAAAGACCACUUUAUCUCCAUAGCCAGGAAGGAGUUCGCAGAACCUCUGCAAUGGUCUCAAGAUGGAGGCAGUAUUCGGCACGCUAUUUAUCUGUCAUUCCAACUCAACCAGGCAAUCUCAAUGAAGUGCCAUCUAAAAAUAUGAAGGAAAAUGGGAAUGGAAAUUUAGGUGCCCAAAACCUCAUCCCUCAGGAAGGUUCACUUUUAAAGGAUGCUAAUGGUUCGCUGCCAAAGGAGUUGGAUAGUGUGCAUAGUUCCAGCAGAGUAUUUCACAAGCAAGGCUAUCAAAUACUUGAGAAAGAGCAUCAUAGUGGAAAUGGGGCCCCUGACGCUGUUGCUUGUCAAUAUAGCGGAUCAAUACAUGGAGCUGAUGGGGUUGAGGUAGGAGCUCUUAUGAACUUUUCUAGGGAGAUCGACCCACUCAAGUCUCAGGUUCCUACCUGUGAUGUUUUCUCCAAAAGAGAAAUGUCUGGUUUCUUCAGAAAUAGAAAGAUCUCGCCCGUCACAUUUUUCAAUUGUCAACGAAAAAGAUAUGAGUCAUUGCUUGUUCCAAGAGAGAGACGGGCAAUACUAGUUCAGGACAGACAAAUCAUUGUCGAUGCCCGUGCAUCAGGGGAAGUGCAAUCAAGAAGUUCAAAUGGGGCAGUUGGUGAGAAGGGCUUAUUUUCCAGGCCACACAAUUCCAGUUCUACCAAUGGGAAAUAUCUCACUGAUGAUACUCCUGCUUCUGUUGGUUUAGCUGUAAAUGGUUUUGGUGAAGGGGAAAGCUCCAUGGACAGAAAACCCAAGAUCUCUACCCAUGGGGGCGAUAAUUUGACAAAGAAGAUUGUAUCUACCAGUGUGGAAGUAGACAAAAAGAACACAGCUAAAGUCUCUUUACCUUCAGUUGAUGUUGGUUUGGAGAUUGACGGUGGGGACAUGUGUACUUCUGCAACAGGUGUUGUAAGAGUGCAGUCCAGGAAAAAAGCAGAGAUGUUCUUAGUUCGCACAGAUGGGUUUUCUUGUACCCGGGAGAAGGUGACGGAAUCCUCCUUGGCUUUCACCCAUCCUAGCACCCAGCAGCAGAUGCUUAUGUGGAAAUCAACACCAAAGACCGUAUUAUUGUUGAAGAAGUUGGGACAAGAGCUCAUGGAACAAGCUAAAGAGGUUGCUUCUUUCUUGUAUUAUCAAGAGAAAAUGAAUGUUCUUGUAGAACCUGAUGUGCAUGAUAUAUUUGCGAGAAUCCCCGGAUUUGGUUUCGUCCAAACCUUUUAUAAUCAAGAUACCAGUGACCUUCAUGAGAGAGUGGAUUUUGUGGCAUGUUUGGGAGGAGACGGAGUCAUACUGCAUGCAUCAAAUUUAUUCAGGGGUGCAGUUCCUCCGGUGGUCUCGUUUAAUCUUGGGUCUCUUGGAUUUCUGACUUCACAUACUUUUGAAGAAUUUAGGAAGGAUUUAGGGGCAGUCAUACAUGGAAACAAUACAGUGGAUGGAGUAUACAUAACUCUGAGAAUGCGCCUCCGGUGUGAAAUCUUCCGAAAUGGGAAAGCAGUACCUGGGAAAGUAUUUGAUGUCUUGAAUGAGGUUGUCGUGGAUCGUGGUUCUAACCCUUACCUGUCAAAAAUUGAAUGUUAUGAACACAACCGCCUUAUAACCAAAGUGCAAGGUGAUGGGGUAAUAGUAGCCACGCCUACAGGGAGCACGGCUUACUCUACGGCCGCUGGAGGUUCCAUGGUUCAUCCAAAUGUUCCAUGCAUGCUGUUUACUCCAAUCUGUCCACACUCCCUUUCAUUUAGGCCUGUGAUACUUCCAGAUUCUGCACAACUUGAAUUAAAGAUACCAGAGGAUACACGAAGUAAUGCAUGGGUGUCAUUCGAUGGGAAGAGAAGGCAGCAGCUCUCAAGAGGAGACUCAAUUCGGAUAUCCAUGAGUCAGCAUCCUCUGCCCACGGUCAACAAACGCGAUCAAACAGGUGAUUGGUUCCGUAGCUUAAUACGCUGCCUGAACUGGAACGAGCGGCUAGAUCAGAAGGCCCUGUAAUUAAUAGAAGAAACACUGGUAACCCAGACAUUGUAAAUGCUUGUACAGAAGAAAAAGGAAGUACAUAUAUACAAGGUUAAAGAGAGAUUAUAUUCAUUCCCCUUCACAUUGGAUCCCUAGAAGGGUUGCCCCAAAUCUUCAUAAAAUCCCAAAUGUAUUUCAUAUACUGCCUUUAUAUUCAAUACGCAAAACGGCUGCAUAUCUUGCA
Molecule: messenger RNA, 3541 nt
Organism: Magnolia sinica
Lineage: Eukaryota; Viridiplantae; Streptophyta; Magnoliopsida; Magnoliales; Magnoliaceae
Product: probable NAD kinase 2, chloroplastic
Exons: 8
Coding region: 235-3333 (1032 amino acids)
Biological process (GO): NADP+ biosynthetic process; NAD+ metabolic process
Molecular function (GO): NAD+ kinase activity
Source: RefSeq, a predicted model, not a curated record